Messenger RNA from Chanos chanos (milkfish), 1433 nucleotides. It is a transcript of the gene ntan1, whose product is annotated as N-terminal asparagine amidase. Gene Ontology annotation, biological process: ubiquitin-dependent protein catabolic process. The coding region runs from base 68 to 991 and encodes 307 amino acids. Gene Ontology annotation, cellular component: nucleus. The transcript is spliced from 10 exons. Gene Ontology annotation, molecular function: protein-N-terminal asparagine amidohydrolase activity. NCBI's taxonomy places the organism in Eukaryota, Metazoa, Chordata, Actinopteri, Gonorynchiformes, Chanidae. The record is from RefSeq and is a predicted model, not a curated record.
UAGUACUGUAAAUUGCUAAUGUUUGUGCCAGCUUGUUGGGGUUGGGACAGAUACAUAAACAGUGAGGAUGCCACUGUUUUCACAAAAUCGGCGGAUUGAGCGCGUGACCACAACAGCAGAAUUGUUCACUAAAUACCCACAUUUAAAGGAAAGUGCCGAGGCGUUUCGUUCUAAGCCUCUUCAAAUUGUCGACCAGAAGUGCCUCCUUUACGUGCAGCAACGUGAAUUUGCAGCCACAACACCUGCUGAUAAGUCUGUAACUAUUAUUGGCUCUGAGGAUGCAACAACAUGUCACUUAGUGUUAGUGCGGCACACAGGCAGCGGGGCUACCUGCCUGGCGCACUGUGAUGGCUCUAACACAUGGACAGAGAUUCCCCUUAUUGUGAAUGCUGUCACCUCGCUUAGCAAACCUACAAAAGAUGGCAGGUUGGAACUGCACCUUAUUGGAGGAUUCAAAGAUGACUCCAACACGUCUCAUAAACUCAGCCUUAACAUAUUGGCUACCUUUCAGAAUCAAAAGGAAGAAAUUCACUUAGAGACGUGCUGUAUCACAGAUAUGAAUGACAUUGUUACGGAUGGGAUUCAUAGACCAAUAGUUUAUGGGAUAGGAGUAAAUGUUAAAACUGGUGAGGUAUUCCCUGCCUCUUUUCCUUUCCAUGGACCAGCAGAGGAACUGCGUUCUGCAAGAACCUUCACGGGUGGACAGAUGGCUGCGAUAUAUGACUCCAGCAAAGAGCUGGUGAAAGUUGGUCCUUGCAAGUGGUCACCGAAUAGAGAUAUAGCCUUCUGGUUGUCUGCAGAUGAUGACACCAUCCUGAAGUACUUGUCAACAUCCCCUUUGGCCGAGCCUCCACAUUUUGUCCAACACAUCAAGUCCACUAUCCGGUUUCUCCUGGAUCACCCCAACGCGGACAGCCUUUUCCCCGGAGGCCGGCCUCAGCUUUUUCACAGGACCGAGCAAGGAGAUUGGGAACGCAUUCACCAGCAGUAAUCAAAGUCAAGAGACUGAGGGACUUGAAUCUGCACUUCCCCUUAAUCCUGGACAACACUGUGACCCGACAUGCGCCUUCAGAAAGAAGUGUCUCAGAUCGACGAUUGUCGCCAUUAUUAGUAAACGGCAUCAGUGAAUUUACCCAAUGAUCAUUUUUCAGAGUGAUGCUAAGAAAUGUUGUUGCGAGCGUGUGUGAGGUUGGGCUUGUUUUUAUAGCCAUGUUGAUUAACUGUACAUUAGACUUAACCAUAUGAUGAUCUCCACGUUACAAUAUAUGCAAUCCAUUAGAAACAUUGCAUGUAUAAUCAAAUACUUCUUUUUGUUGUAGUGUCUGUUUGUUUGUUUGUUUUCAACAACAGUUGUUUAAUGCUGUAUUGGUAGCAUAUUACUUCUGAUGAACCUUUUUGGACCUUGUAAGUUAAAUGGGCUGUAUAUAUGUCAG